ACAAUAAUAAUCCCCGGUGACAGCUAGCUGCGUAGAGAAAGGACCCAUCGCAAAAGGGGGUUCCCCCAUCCCAAUAGACGCACCAAAAAGGCAGUUACAACACGAGGUCAAAGCACUAUUAAAAUGGAGGAAUAAGUUCAAGUUCACGUUUGUUUAAGUAGUAUGGUGCCGCACAAUACAAAACUCCUUCAUACUAAUUCGGCUUUAGAACACAGGAAUUAAGACAUUCUGUCGUCUACGAGAGCUGAUCGGAAUUUUUGGGAAACAUAUUGCCCGUCAAAUUUUGGAGUUGAGAUCAACAAAAUCAGUAAAUUUGUGAGUAUAGUGUGAUUGUGGAACUAAGAUAUGGGCUCGUUUGCUGGACAUGCUUUGCCAGGUGCAUUUUUUAUGGUGUUCGCUGUGUGGUGGAUGGUACAGUUUGCUUACCAACGAGUAGCACUCGACCAUGGACGGGUGAAACCGAGAGGCCGUCUAUUUCGCGCUCUGCACCGGCUGCCUAUCGAGGGCGUUGCGGUGCUACUCGCCGGUAUAAUUGGCUUCAUUGCAGAGAACUUUUAUCCCUAUCCAAAGUGGAUAAUUUACGAUGAUGAUGGGAAGUUUGCCAACACCCAUGUAUGGCAGCACUGUGCUAUGUACUCAUUCUUCUCACUGUACGGUAUUGUGGUAAUUUUCUCCAAAACCUGCAUGCCUCACGCGGAGAAGUACACCAAGCUUCUUGGUGCUCUGGCCUUCUUCGUUGAAGGAAUGUUAUUCCACUUCCACACCGUGGGUCGCCCAGCCAUCGACGUACACCUUCACAACCUUCUUGUGUUGGCGAUCUCGGCCUGUAUGCUCUUUACACUCGGUGAAGCCUUCUUCCCUAAAGAGGAACGAUUCCGCAUCAUGCGUUGUACGGCAGCCCUUCUCCAAGGAACUUGGUUCUUCCAGGUUGGGUCUGUCCUCUACUGGCCACCAUCCGGGAAGCAGUGGGACGAUGAAGAUCACAGCAACUUGAUGUUUCUUACUGAGGCCUUCAUCUGGCAUCUUCUGGUGGAUGUCUGUCUUAUCGUGUUGGUGUACGGCAUCUCAUUCUUGAUUUUAAAGGCGACGGGACAUUCUACCCUUCACUACAGGGAGAUGAAAACUGUAGACGGAAGAGAUAACAUUGAAUUUGGAACGACCAGCCUGCUCGACAAUGGAGAGCCGAAUGCCCAUGAUUACGACUCGGAGUGACUAAUGCGUCUCUAAUUUAGGCCAAAAGACCGGACAUAAAGUGUUUCCCGAAGAAACAAGAAAUGAAAAAUAAUGAGGGCAGCUAAGAAGGUCAACAGCCAUUAUCUUAAAGCAAACUUAGCAAACCUACCAUGGACUCCCUCCCUAGACCUUAUCAUAAAUACUCGAUAAGCGGGCAUUAGGCAUUAUAUGAAUCCUGGUCUAGCUAGCGAUCAUGUUUGAUCGCUAGCUAGACCACCAUGCACCUCAUACAACAGUUAGCGCUUGCGCAAUAGGUAUUUGCGCAAAGGUCUAUAGCCUUACACGUCACAUGCUUAGUCAUAGUAGCAUGCUACUUGCCUGUAUAUGCAAGGAAGGUAGUGGAAGUUCUGAAUUUAAAGACUGUGACUGGUAUUUGACUGUUGUUUACUUAGCAUAACAGUUGAGUGGAGUCUUGGCCGGUAAUCUAAUUAAGGAUU
Asterias rubens (European starfish) is the source of this 1670-nucleotide messenger RNA. Its product is annotated as transmembrane protein 45B-like. The record is from RefSeq and is a predicted model, not a curated record. The coding region runs from base 346 to 1212 and encodes 288 amino acids. The transcript has a single exon. NCBI's taxonomy places the organism in Eukaryota, Metazoa, Echinodermata, Asteroidea, Forcipulatida, Asteriidae.